AGUUUGAUUUUGAGUUCUUCCGAGAGUGGUUAUCUUACUUAAACUUAAAAAAAAAGUCGAACCAGUGAGAAAAGAUCCUCAAAAUGAUCACAAUUUUGUACGGGAUUUUCGCUGUAAUAGCUGUGGCUGUUACAUUGAGACUUUUCCGACAACGGAAUACCCCACCUGGACCAUGGGGUUUACCUAUUGUAGGCUCCCUCUUUACCUUGGAUAGUCAAAAACCAUAUUUAACGCUAACGAAAUUAUCGGAGAAAUAUGGAAAAAUAUUUGGAUUGCAUUUGGGAUCGGUUUACACGGUGGUUCUAUCGGACUCAGCACUAAUUCGUGAUGUUCUAAAACGAGAAGAAUUCACAGGAAGAGCACCUCUCUACCUCACUCAUGGCAUUAUGGGUGGUUAUGGUUUAAUUUGUUCCGAGGGUAAUUUGUGGCGAGACCAUCGGAAAAUGACAAUAAAUUGGCUCAAGAUGCUCGGUAUGGCCAAAUACAAUGAGAAUCGGAACAGUCUCGAGACUAGAAUCCUCAAUGGUGUCAAUGGAAUGAUAAAUGAAAUGGAUGGACAAAUUGGGAAGGAGAUGGACUUGAUGCCAGUUCUGCAGCACCAUUUGGGGAAUAUCUUGAAUGACUUGAUCUUUGGUGUGAAGUACAAGAGUGAUGACUCAACGUGGAGAUAUUUGCAGCAUCUCCAAGAGGAGGGCGUGAAACACAUUGGCGUGUCAGGUCCCAUCAACUUCUUGCCAUUCCUCAGGCAUAUUCCCCAUUUUAGGCGUACAAUACAGUUCCUACUCGAUGGAAAGGCCAAGACGCACAAAAUCUACGGAAAUUUGGUAGCAAAGGCGAACAAUGAGGGACGGAAGGAUAAUAUUUUGAGUCUUUUCCUGCAAGAAAAAUCCAAACAAGCCCAGCUAGUAGCUGGAAAUUCGGAAAAGUUGUGGAGCGAUGAGCAACUGAAGCAUGUUUUAGCGGAUUUAUUUGGAGCAGGACUCGAUACAACCAAUUCCACAAUAAGAUGGAUUCUUCUCUACAUGGCUAAAAAUCCAGAAGUUCAGAGAAAAGUGCAUCAGGAAAUGUUCAGAGCAUUAACCACCUGCCCUAGAUUGGAACACUACGACGAUCUCCCGUAUUUACGUGCCUGUAUUGCGGAAGGACAGAGGAUUCGAUCAGUAGUCCCAGUUGGAAUACCUCAUGGAACCAAUGAAGAUACCAAAAUUUCUGGCUACAGAAUCCCCAAAGGGACAAUGAUCCUCCCACUUCAGUGGGCAGUUCACAUGAAUCCUCAAAUCUGGAAUAAUCCCGAAGAUUUCUCUCCGGAACGUUUUAUCGAUGCAAAUGGCCAAUUUCAGGCUUCACAGCAUCUUAUACCUUUUCAAACAGGAAAGAGAAUUUGCCUAGGAGAAGAACUAGCAAGGAUGCUAAUGUUUCUUACUGUUGGGAAUAUUCUAUACAACUUUCAACUAUCUUGUGUUGCGGAAGACGACAUCAGUGGGAUAUGUGGAAUAACUUUAACACCUCCUGAUCACAAACUUAUAGCCAGCAGAAGGAUUUUUUAAGGCAAGUUUAUCCUCAUUAUUUUUUUCUAUUAAUACAUAAACGGUCCAUAUCGUACUUUACAACUUGUUUAAAAAAUUCUUAGAAGUCUCUAGCAACAAAAAAAAGUUCAAAGACUUUUAAUCUAUCAUUCUUCUUAAGAAAACAGAUAAUAUCACAGUAUGAAAUAGAUUUUUAAUCAUAUUUCUUAAUAAAAAUUUUGAAGAUUUUUUGUAGUAAAACAUGACUGAGAAAUAAAAGUAAUUUGUCGUAAAACAAAUUAUAAAUUAAAAAUGUUCCCAUUGUUAUUAGCAUGAGAAAGAUAAAAUCAAACAGUACAUGCACAGAAAAUUUGUCGCAGCUUACGAAGUUUUCUAUUUAUCAGUGAACCUUCAUCAGGGGCAAGAAGGGAUUUUUUAUGCUUAAAAAUAGCCUUAAAAACACUUUUUAGGCUAUUUUGGAGUUUCCAGAGAAAAUGAUAUUUCUCAUUACUAACCUAGAAGUUACUUAUGAUCCGAAACAAAUAUUUUCUGCCUCUAUGAGUAUUCUAAGGAUUCCAAUAGAAUUCAACGAAUUUUUAUCAUUUAAUUUAUUUUACUUCAAUUAAUGAAAAACCUGCAAUUUGAAAGAUAAAAAUAAACAAAUAAAAAGA
Messenger RNA from Lutzomyia longipalpis, 2176 nucleotides. It is a transcript of the gene phtm, whose product is annotated as cytochrome P450 306a1. The transcript is spliced from 5 exons. The record is from RefSeq and is a predicted model, not a curated record. The coding region runs from base 84 to 1547 and encodes 487 amino acids. Gene Ontology annotation, cellular component: cytoplasm; intracellular membrane-bounded organelle. Lineage: Eukaryota; Metazoa; Arthropoda; Insecta; Diptera; Psychodidae. Gene Ontology annotation, biological process: xenobiotic metabolic process. Gene Ontology annotation, molecular function: iron ion binding; oxidoreductase activity, acting on paired donors, with incorporation or reduction of molecular oxygen, reduced flavin or flavoprotein as one donor, and incorporation of one atom of oxygen; heme binding.